AUGUCCAGCACUAUAUAUUACAAGUUUUAUUCCCAAAAAGAUAUAUCAAGAUUGCCCUUUGAUGGGACAGGAAUAACUGUCUUUGAUUUAAAAAAAGACAUAAUAAACAUCAAUGCCUUGGGUGAUGGCACUGACUUCCAGUUGAAACUAUAUAAUCCGGAUGGUAUGGAGGAAUACGUUGAUGAUACGCAAGUCAUACCAAGAAGUUCAACAGUCAUAGCUAAAAGAGCCCCAGCAACUAAGUCUAUCCACAGUAACGUCAACACUGGUAUGAGAAUAUCUAAUGCCACAAGGUAUGUUAUAGGCAAACCCAAGAUAUUCAAAAAAUUAGGCACAACCAAUAACACGGCCGCCACCAAUACCACCGUCAUGAAUACACUACUUAGGUCAGGUAAUAGUAAUAUUUCUGGCAACAGUGGUCCUGUUUCUGAGGAGGAUCGUAUUGCUAAUAUGUUUGCCAACCAAGAGGUUCAAUGGGAACAAACACAGAAGGAAAUGAGUCAAGCCGUGCCUAUUUUCCAUUCUAAAAAUAGCUCAGCGAUGCAAUCAUCACAUAUCGAAGCGCCACCUCCACCCGGAUAUAUGUGUUAUAGAUGUGGUGCCAAAGAUCACUGGAUCAAAAACUGUCCCACCAAUAGUAACCCCAAUUUCGAGGGCAAAAGAAUCAAAAGGACUACGGGUAUCCCUAAAAAAUUCUUAAAGACCGUUAGUAUCGAUCCAUCCACCAUGAGUAAUGAGGAUAUAGAAAAUGUCAAUUUGAUGAUUACACAAGAUGGGAAAUUUGUUGUACAAAUGGAAGAUGACAAAACAUGGGAAGAUUAUCAGCGUAAAAAGGAACAACAAGGGAGAAAUCUGGACCGAGAUGGCCAAUCUCAUCGUUUUGGAAAUACUGGUGUAUACAGAAGAAAUUACUUUUCUGAAUUACCGGAUGAUUUAAGAUGCCCACUAACUGAUGGACUAAUUAAAGAUGCGGUUGUCACUAGUCAAUGUUGUAAAAAAAAUGUUAGUAGAAAAGUUAUGGAAGAUGCUUUAUUGGAAAGUGAUUUUAUAUGCCCCUUGUGUAAAAAACAUGAUAUAUAUUUAGACUCUUUAGAGCCAAACGAGGAUUUGAGAAGGAAAGUCAAUGCUUAUAUAGAAGAACAUGCUUCGAAUGUAAAGAGUAAUAGUGAAAACACCAGCACUGUCAAUGGAGCCAAUAAUGUUGGUACCAACAGCGAUAGUAGUGGGAAUGUGGGGAAUGGUAAUCAACCAGAGAAUAACGGUACUAACAAAAGAAAAACUGCUACAACAACGGGUACAACUAACGUAGAAACAGAUAGUAAUGGUAGUAACAAAAAACUGAAGAUGCCAAUAGUGCCCCCAGUUCCAAUUCCGCCUUUUGUAUUUCCAAUGUUUCCGCUGCCACCAUUUCCACCGACGAAUACUCUAAAUGGUCAUAUGGGCAAUAAUAAUGGUAAUAUCAACAAUAAGUAA
Saccharomycodes ludwigii is the source of this 1473-nucleotide messenger RNA. RefSeq names its product cleavage polyadenylation factor subunit MPE1 (gene MPE1). Gene Ontology annotation, molecular function: zinc ion binding; ubiquitin protein ligase activity; nucleic acid binding. Gene Ontology annotation, biological process: protein ubiquitination; ubiquitin-dependent protein catabolic process; mRNA processing. The record is from RefSeq and is a predicted model, not a curated record. Lineage: Eukaryota; Fungi; Ascomycota; Saccharomycetes; Saccharomycodales; Saccharomycodaceae. The transcript has a single exon. The coding region runs from base 1 to 1473 and encodes 490 amino acids. Gene Ontology annotation, cellular component: nucleus.